GCGAGGCGCGGGUAGUAGUCCAAGGGACCUCGACUCCGGCGGGUUGGACCUGGAUUCUAGGGCGGCGCGGGCAGCCGUCGAGACUUCGCCGUCCGGACUCGGCCAGGUUCCGACUUCACAUCCUGCCACUUUUGAGCCGGCGACCUGCCGCCGUCGGCGCAUGGUCGGGCCCUGGGGGCGGAGCGCACCAUCCUCCGGACCGCCGAUUGGCUGCUGCCGUUUCCUUUUCACCUUCCUGGCCGCGGAGUUGAGGUGUGAAGUGACCGCCAUCUACGAGCCGGCCCUCCGAGUGGAUGCGCUUUGCUUUUCCAGUGAAGCAUUAACCUCGCCCAGACGAGUUUGAGCUCUCCACCAGCAAUAGUUUCCAGAAAUAAUUUGGGUUUAUAUUAUUUUUUCGAUCGGUGGAAGAUGUUGGCGUUUAUGUUUGCCUCCACACAAAUGUUUUGCUAGCAACUUAAAUGACUAUUUUUCUCAAAAAUGCUAUAUAUUUUCUCCCCCAGCUGCUCAUAGCCUUAUUUUCCAUGACAGAUCUUGACGACAGUAUAUGCAAAAGAUAUAUAAAGAUGAUAACUAAUAUAGUUAUAUUGAGCAUGAUUAUUUGCAUUUCUUUAGCUUUCUGGAUUAUGUCAAUGACUGCAAGCACCUAUUAUGGUAACUUACAGCCGAUUUCUCCUUGGCGUUGGCUGUUUUCUGUUGUUGUUCCCGUUUUGAUUGUCUCUAAUGGCUUUAAAAAGAAAAGUCUAGAUCACAGUGGUGCUUUAGGAGGGCUAGUGGUUGGAUUUAUCCUAACCAUUGCAAAUUUCAGCUUUUUUACCUCUCUGCUCAUGUUUUUCCUUUCUUCUUCAAAACUCACUAAAUGGAAGGGAGAAACAAAGAAGCGUCUAGAUUCAGAAUACAAAGAAGGCGGGCAGAGGAAUUGGGUUCAGGUGUUCUGUAAUGGAGCGGUACCCACAGAGCUGGCCCUACUGUACAUGAUAGAAAAUGGCCCCGGGGAAAUUCCAAUCGAUUUUUCCAAGCAGUACACUGCUUCCUGGAUGUGUUUGUCUCUCUUGGCUGCACUGGCCUGCUCUGCUGGAGACACAUGGGCUUCAGAAAUUGGCACCGUUCUAAGUAAAAGCCCGCCAAGACUAAUAACAACUUGGGAGAAAGUUCCAGUUGGGACCAAUGGAGGGGUUACGAUGGUGGGCCUUGCUUCCAGUCUCCUUGGUGGUACCUUUGUGGGUAUUGCCUACUUCCUCACACAGUUGGUUUUUGUUAAUGAUUUGGACAAUUCCGCUCCCCAGUGGCCAAUUAUUGCAUUUGGGGGUCUGGCUGGAUUGCUAGGAUCACUUGUGGACUCAUAUUUAGGAGCUACAAUGCAAUUUACUGGUUUGGAUGAAAGCACUGGCAUGGUGGUCAACAGCCCAGCGAAUGAGGUGAAGUACAUAGCAGGGAAACCCAUUCUUGAUAACAAUGCGGUGAAUCUGUUUUCUUCUGUCCUCAUUGCUCUCUUGCUCCCAACAGCUGCUUGGGGUUUUUGGCCCAGGGAGUGAACUUUAUUUCAUUACAAAGGUUGAAACUGUGGUAAAUUCAGCUAAAUUUGCAAUCCCAAGUUUCAUUCUAAGAAGAAUAAUUAUGAUGGCAAAGGAAAUGCCAGCUCCUCGCAUAUUCCGCUAUGAUGGAGUUCCACCUCUCUCUCCUCCCUUGUAACAGCUAGCAUGUUCUAGUGAAAGACAAGAAUACAUAGAACUUACCCAUUUUUUUUCCCUGCUGAGUGGAUCAUCCUGAGAAGUGAAGCUAUAAUGUCCCUCUAUAUUGCUAUAUACUGACAUAAAAGCUGUGUAUUGAACUGAAAGUUCCUACAUGGUAAAUAUAAAUUUUGUUUUGUUCAUUUAAACCAGCGUGGAGACUAAGAGUGAUAAAAUUUUAAAAUGGUUCUCACUUGUGCCGGAAAAAUGCCACUGUGCUAGUUACCCAAAUGUUAUAUCUGUUGUAAAUGGUUUAAAUAGAUGUGUGUAGAAACCUGAAGAAGUGUAGUAUCCUGGACUUCUUCCAGUACUUUCCAAUUACAAUUGUGGCAAGUGUGGAGUUUGGUUCCCAGUGAGCUGUGAGGCCCAUUCCACAUUUGUUCUUCCUUUCUCAGGGUUAGUAAUGAAAAAAAAAGUAAAUAUCCUUUUCAUAUGACCUUUAGAAUGCAUGAAAAUAUUUAAGUAAAAGCAACAGAGAUCUAUCUUGUAUCUAAAAAAUGUGCACCUUACUAUAUAUUUCAGUUGAUCUCUGAACAUAAAUUACCUCGAAUUUUUUAAUGUCUUUUCUAACUUUCUUUAAAAUCUGUAUAGGAAUCUGCUUUACAUUGGCAUCCUGAACAGUUAGAGUCACUGGAAAUUUAUAAUAAUUUUUUAUUUGCUAUCCUAGAAUUCACUGGAAAAUGCUAUGACUUCCUGUGAUGUACUUUUUAAGUUGGGCUCUCCAUUGCAUUAUAGCCUCAACUAAAGUGAAUUCUACUUUUCAUUCUUUUUUUUUCAUUAUAAUUAACUGUGUGCAAAGGAAUUUGAUAUGGUGUGGAUUAUUUUGCUAAAUGUAUUUUAAAAUAUUUCUCAUGUGAUUUUCAUGCCAUUCUGUCCCUGCCCCUUUUGCAUUCUUAGAGCAAAUGGGGAGAGAUUGCAUGAGUAAGCCGCCAUCAGAGUGGAUAAAGCUUAGAAUUUUUUAUUGGUGACUCUAUUACAGUGAUCUAAAACUGACUUAGUUCAGGAAGGAAGAAAAGGAAAAAAAACAAUUGACACCCAUACUCCUUAAGCCAAACAACUCAGUGGGGCUUAACUAUUGCUUUGUGACAUUGGGUAUACAUUGGAAUCACUUGAGCAUCUUUUAAAAAAAUACUUGUGUCUGGGUUUCACCCCCAAAGAUUCUCAUUUACCUGAUCUGGGGUACAACCUGAAUAUUGGGACAUUUUAAACCUCUGGUUGCCCCUUAGAAUCGUGUAGGAAGUUUUUUAAAACAUUGUUGUCAAGGCCCCUUUAGACCAAGUAAAUCAGAAUGUUUGAAGGGGAAGCUCUCUGGGAGAAUCUAAUGUUUAAACAGGUUGAUAACUACUAAAUAAGAAUAUCGGAAAGCACUAUAUCUAAAAGAAGCUUCAAAAGAGUGGGGCUUCAUUUUUAUGCUGAUAACUACUCGCAGUAUUGCUGUAUACUGUCUUUAUGGGUGAAUAGCCUCUGGUAAUUACACAGUGUCUCAUAGCUACAUGACUUACCAAAUCAAUCCUGCAUCAGUUUAUUCCGUAGCUGUUCUAACAUGCCUUUGCUCUCUUCCUGAAGAUUCAUGCUCGUGACAUAAAUACUGUGGGACAAAAAAAUGUAUUGGAACUAUCUUUGGGUUUGGUAGAAUCAUCCUGUCAUGAACAGUUUGGGGAAAUACUGCUUCACAAUCCUUUAUUUGAAAACCUAGGGCUAGUUGUGGUUUGGAAUAAAAAGUUUUCAGAUUUUAGGAAAGUAAUAGGGUACAUAUAAAACAUUUUACUUAAAACUCCCAAAAGAGUCUAGGUUGGCACCCAUUAUCAAAUACACUAAUAUACGUGUGGAGAGUAUAUGAAUGACACCCAUAAGUCUGAUAACUACAGACUAUAAAGAGCCUGCGCUCAGGUCAGGUCAGGUUUUGUCACCAACCUUAAGAAGAAACUUUUCAGAGCUUUUUUUGGAUAUUAGAAUUUUCGAUAAAGAAUUGUUCUUUUUGGUUUUGUUUUUUUUAAUUUUAGAUGUAUUUUACUGUAACAUCCUUUUGAAUUGGAUAUUAAACUGGUUCAGUGUAUUCUUUCUCUACUGAGUGAGCAGUUUAUAUUAAAAAACACUUUUCAUGGAAAGAGCUGCAUGUAACAAUAUAAUAAAACAGUCUGUACUGCCUACCUAGGCAUCCUAAAGGUGGACAUACUAUUUCUUAUCCUAUCAUGCUCAGUAGAGAAGAGCAAGGUAUAUGUGGCUCAGGGCAGCUCCUGGAGGAGACUUGAGGACUUCAGGAGGGGCCCUGGAAGACUCAUCAGAUGGAGACACCAGGAGAACAAUGACUACAACAGCUCAUUUCAUUCUUAGCUUUUCUCAUUACUCGAGUUAUCUAUGCCUCAACCAAGGUGCAUAUAUCUCUUUCCUGUUUCUGAUUGCUGUAUAUGUAGGAUGCUGGCUUCAGAAAUGCCAAUUGCAUCCCAAUUAGGGUUAGGCCUCGUAUAGAGAAAAAUUAUGUGAGGUGAGAUAUUGUAAACUUUGCCUCAUGCCUGCAAUCUGAAUGUUAAUGCCCAGUGGGUUUACUAGAGCCCAGUCAUCUGACGUUCCUGAUGCCCUCACUCUGAGAAAAAACUGCUUAGCCAUCAAACUCCAAGUGAAUUGUACCAAUUUUAAAGGUAUAAACACAGUUAUGCAGCUUACUUAGUUUAAUCUCCUAAAGGAGUAUCUGUUGCUAGCUAUAACUCUAAAAAUGAACAUUUUUAAAAUAUAUAGGUGUUCAAUAUAUGUUUGUUAAAUCAAGUUGUUUGACUUUAAGUAGUGUUUUAUUUUAAGAGUCACUGGGAGUUGGUAAUCAAGAACAUAUUUCUGGAGCGAAAUAAAAAAAUAAAAUUAAAAGUGUAGCUACCUAAAUUUCUGAAGACUGAUGAUUUCAACAUUUCUUGAUCAUGUGUUGCAAUAUUAAUGGUUUUGGAACUCAUGAGUCAGGAAAUGAUGGUAGAAGGAAAGGGUGAGGCCAUGUUGGCAGAGCAAGGCUCCUGAAAUUACCCUCCCUGCCAAGACUAGACAUGUUAAUUCUCUUUCAUUUAUCAUAACCAUCCCUAUUCCAAAUUUAUUUUAUACAUGUGUCAACUCUUUUUCUAUGUUUGGAUUUUUUUCUUUUUUAUUAAUGUUUACUUAAGUAAUACACUGAAUCUAUUCUUUUUUUAAAAAAAUAGAGUUAUUACAGAUAAAGUGAAAAUAUCCUUUUGCCUUCACUACCCCUUCAAUAAACCUCGCCCUCUCACCUUCCCCAAGAUAACUACUGCUAGAAAUAUGAGUGUUUUCUACGUAAUAAUUGUUUUGGGUGUAUUUUGAUCCACAUUCUUUUUUAUCAAUGAAAUUUUGUUAUAAUCCAAGAAAAAUCUAUUAAGGAAAAAAGGUUCCAAGGAUGUAUAGGUUCCAAAAUAUUUAAUGUGUAACCUUGUAAGAGUACAUGAUUUGGGGGGGUGGGGGAAGCAGAGGAAGGGGGAAUAAAAAGGUACAUGAUUUUAAUUUUUGUUGAAAUAGUUUUGUUACAGUAUAAGAAUUAUAUCUCAAUAAAGCCAUUAUAAAAAUACAUAUGCAGAAAUAACUAAGCACUUUUCUAUAAAGUCUGCAAUGACAUGCGUUUCUUCUACGGAUCAAAAAAUGCUCAAAGUAAACAAAAUAAUCUCUGGAAAUUACCCUCUUCCCCAUCUACUCUUCCCCAUCAUUACUUUAAAUGAUAUUUCUUCUCUUCAUAAAUGACCUUAUUAGCAAUGAAGUAAAAGAGUAAAAUGGGAUUUUAGUAUAACGUAAUGAAAAGUAACAGUUGAUACUCACAGGAAUCUUUUGAUACCCUCACUUUUGGAUUGUUGCAAAAAUUCAUAUAAGUAUCACAUAUUUUCAUCCCUGUGUGGUAUAUUUUUGUCUGAGAUUGUAUUUUUUGCAAAUUUUCCAAUUCUUCUGAUCUUGCUUAGCUAUACAUACUUGGAAUUAUACAUGACAAGCACCUUAUUGCAUGACAGAAUUCUCAACACAUCAGCAUAGAAUUCUAGAACAAAGAACCUUAAGAAAUCUUCUCAUCCGUUGCCCAGACUUGAAGCUAAAAAAUACAUACAUCAUCUCAUAUGAGUGAGUAUAAUCUUUUCUAACACUUUAAUAUCUUCUUACCUUUGCAUACACUAUCCUUUCUGCCUGGAAUUCCUUCCCUGAGUGUGGGAAGAAGACUAAGUCAAAUUUAAAUUUUUUUGCUUUUGCCUUUUAACUGUUUGGCCAUUGCAAAUGCUGAAUUGAGAUUCUGUUGAUAAACUAAAGAUUUUGCUGAUGCGAAUUGUUAAUGCACUGAAUGUGUCCCUUCAAAAUUCGUAUGUUGAAAUCCUAACCCCCAAUGUAAUGGUGUUAAGAAAUGGGGCCUUUGGGAGGUAAUUAGGUCAUGGGAGUGGAGCCCUCAUGAAUAGGAUUAGUGCCCUUAUAAGAGAGACCCCAGAGAGCUCUUGUCAUCUCCACCAUAUAAAGAAAUGACAGACUGGCCAUCCACAACCCAGAAGAAGACCCUCGCCGAACCCAACUUUGUUGGCACUCUGAUCUUGGACUUCCAGCCUUCACAACUGUAAGAAAUAAACUUCUGUUCUUUAUAAGUCA
Molecule: messenger RNA, 6332 nt
Organism: Rhinolophus ferrumequinum (greater horseshoe bat)
Lineage: Eukaryota; Metazoa; Chordata; Mammalia; Chiroptera; Rhinolophidae
Gene: FAABTP
Product: transmembrane protein 19
Exons: 6
Coding region: 459-1532 (357 amino acids)
Cellular component (GO): membrane
Source: RefSeq, a predicted model, not a curated record